Ipomoea nil (Japanese morning glory) is the source of this 984-nucleotide messenger RNA. RefSeq lists its product as uncharacterized. The record is from RefSeq and is a predicted model, not a curated record. Bases 1 to 984 code for a protein of 327 amino acids. The transcript has a single exon. NCBI's taxonomy places the organism in Eukaryota, Viridiplantae, Streptophyta, Magnoliopsida, Solanales, Convolvulaceae.
AUGGAAAAUAUCGGUGUUAAUGACGGCUCUGUUCUUGGUUCCUUUGAAUGGACUGUUACCGAGAUUCCUACGAUGCCUGCGAGUGGUAGCCUCUCAUCAACUCAUCACUUUGUUUCGUUAAAGUUGACCUCCCGGAAUUAUCUAUUAUGGCGGGCUCAGAUGCUUCCGUUUCUUGAAGGCCAAGGGCUUCUAGGGUUUAUUAAUGGUUCUACACCCUUUCCGACGGCAUCGCCGGCGCUGGCAUCAACCGCGGACAGCGCCCCGACGGUGGUUUCCGAUCUCCCAACACGGCAGCUCGCGUGGCGCCUGCAAGACAAAGCCAUCCUCUCCAUGCUCAUCUCCUCUUUAUCCGAGGAGACUCUUCGCUUCGCCGUCGGCAAGGGCACCUCGUGGCAGCUUUGGCAGGUAAUCGAACAAACCCUAGGUUUGUCUACCCGCUCUCGUGCACUCCGGCUUCUCAGCAAACUUCAGGGGCUCCGUCAAGGUGAUUCCUCCAUAUCUGAUUACCUUGGUCGUGCCCAGAUGUUGAUUGAUGAAUUGGAUCUCACCGGUCGUCAUGUUGAGUUGGAUGAUCAGAACUUAUACGUGUUUCGCGGUUUACGCCCGGAGUUCCGACCAUUGGUGGCAACCCUAGCCCGCGGUGCUCCCGUUCCCCUCCCAGAGGUUGCGGAUUUUCUUGUUUCGCAGGAAUGGAUCUGUUUGGAUGACAACGCGGCUCUCGGUGCACCGGCAGCCUUGGCCGUGAGCCGCGGAGGACGCGGUGGUCGCGGUGGCAAUCCGCAGAACCGAGGAGGUGGCGGCCGCGGUAGAGGACGCGGUGGCCGUGGCCGGGGGCGGUCCAACUCGGGCCCUCGGUGUCAACUUUGCAACAAGCAAGGGCAUAUAGCUACGACAUGUUGGCAUCGUUUCACUCCUGAUCCGGAUCCUCAGGCGAAUGUCGCCGUUUAUGGUGUUGAAGGUUCUUUGGAUGACUCUCAUCAGUGA